ACCUUAUUUCUUUUCACCUUCCUGGGUCCCACCCCAUCACCAUCACUCCGAGCUGCUGUCCUUCCACCAAUACAAAACCGACGCCGCCGGCUAGCCUGCCGGCUGGCCGUUCUUGGCGACCCCGCGGCGCCGCACAGGUCCGCGCCGGCGGAGGUACUUCCCCACUGUCCGGUGCUCCUCCAUCGCCGCGGGAGCCGUCCUGGACGGCCUGAUGCUGCACUUCGCGGGGCCACUGCCUGGCUGCCGGUUCUGCGCCGGGUAGCGGAUGCCACGGCCGUCGGCAUGCGUACGGGCUUCGCCGCAGACAGCGGCGGAGAGCUCAAGGUUAAUAAAUCUUCUAUGUACGUGAGGUGAGGAGGUAUGUUUGGAAGGCUGUGAUUGCAUCAUAAAGAUGGACUGCAGGCUGGCUGGGGCUGGUAUUGCGGUUCUUUGGAAGAUGGAGGUCGAUUCCCAAGGACUGGUCUGGACAAAGAACUACCAUUACAAUGGACGGCAUCCUUACAGGAUGUAGAUGAAAGAGAUUGUGUAGAGAUACCCCAAGGAAUCGAAGCACAUCAUCACUGAUCACAUGUGGCACUGCUGGCUGCAGUAAACUCGAAGUAUGCUGCUCCGUUCUAGGUAGAAGACAAAUGUCAUGCCUGUCAUACAGAUCACGUGCCCGUGCCACCGAGCAGGCGAGCCCAGCACAUACCAAACAGGCUGACCAAGUGGUUGGAAAAAUUCCCCUUUUGCUCUCAUGGCCAUGGAGAACACCGCACCGUGCGACGAUUUCUUGAUGAUCAUGGCCGAUCUCGAGUCUGAGAAUCCGGUUGCCAACGUAGCAGCUAUAAACCAUGCCUCGGCGUUGAUAGCUAGAGGUAAACUCCCUGAAUCCCUGCUCCUAUGCCGCCUAAUCGCUGGCCUUGCUUCCAAUUUGGCGAAGCCUCACCAUGAAGUUAUCGUCAAGAAGGAUGUCUACUCAAUCUUGAAGGCAAUCAGGGACGUCAUCAUCAGCAAUUACAUGAACAUGGACUCAGCUUGUGAUGAGGCUCUCCAUGCCAUCCGGUGUUGUUUCAUGGAUGAAUUCUUUCGCCAUAUUCAGCAUAACCCACGCAUGGUGAGGCUGUGGACAGUCCAGGACCAAUUGACUGCGCUGAAAACCUUAUGUACCUUCUUUCGUAGCUCACCGGAAAACAUCAAUGACACUAGCUGUGUUGCAGCCUUUGCCUCACUGAUGCUGUCACCGCAUGUCACCGUGGUACGUGCAUGCGCGGGCACCCUUCCCUCUCUGUCCAUUGUUCCAGGCUUUGCAUUUGCAUUGGCACGAGCCUAUUGCAAUCUUCUCGAAGUAUUUCCACCGCAAUCAUCACUUCAGAUAAGCAGCGCGGUUUUAGUGCUUGACAGGCUGAAGCAGAUUAGCAUGACCUUGGUGGAUCACCCCAGGUUCGAUGAGCUGGCCCUGGAUGUACUAGGGGCUUUGGCAAAUCCCAAUUUUGCUGUGCGAAAGAAGGUUCUGAACUUGGUGGUGAGCUUCCUCACCCCUGGGAAUGUCGGUGAUGUGCUACGGAUCCUUAUGAACGCACUGGAUUUGGCAGCCACUUCAGACAUCCCUAAUGAGUAUCAAAAGAUGCUGGAUGAGGCGAUUACAGAAUGCCACUCUGCUUAUCGAGAAAGUAUUAUGCAAAUCAUACUAGAUCCAAAGUACCUUGUGUUCAUCAAUUGUAUUCGCUACAUGAAGGACAUCAUGGACUGUAACCCCUUGUUGGGUCCCCAGCUUCUAAAGGGUCUUCUAAGGGCGCUCCGGCAUGUCAGGUCAUCGCCUGUGUGUGCUGCUGCUGUCUGGGCCAUCUCAGUGUGCUCUGAUUCACUGUUAGAGACCCGUGGCGCCAUGGUUGCAAUUUCACCUCUCUUCAAGGACCUACUGGAUCGACGUGAUCUUGAGAAACUGAUAAUUGGAGGUGGAGAAGUGGAGCAUGAAUACAUGCUUGCUAGUGAUUGUUAUGGUAUUAAAGAGGGAGAUGCACAGGAACAGCCCCUGCAGCCAUGGCUGAUGGAGAUGGAGGAACUUCUGUUUGUGCACAUAGGGCUCACAAGGCAAGCAGAUGGGAGCUAUGCCAUAGCUUCGAGUUCCCAGAGCAGUGCUAGUUCUGAAGAUGUGCCAUCAUUGAACCAUACAGACAAUCUGGCAUUCGUUGUGCAGUCUGGAGAUGUGUUAUUGGCAGAUUUCGUGGAAAGCAUGCUGUCCAAGCUUGUGGAUGAGGAUGAAGAGGAGCAGUAAUGUUGCUAUAGGGUUCUUGAGUUUUGAAGUAAUAAUUUACCGGUCUUGGGCACAGUGGCUAUACUGAUUCAUUGGCCACUUUGUUCCAUAGAGCUCUAGGGCUUGAAAAAUUAAAUAUGCAGCAUAGUUGAAUCUGCAUUGUCAGUACCUCAAUAUGCAUAAUACCAUCUUUUUGCAUGGAAGAACUGCCAAUUUUUUUCUGUCUGCUUA
Messenger RNA from Panicum virgatum (switchgrass), 2467 nucleotides. Its product is annotated as coatomer subunit beta-1-like. The transcript is spliced from 3 exons. The record is from RefSeq and is a predicted model, not a curated record. Lineage: Eukaryota; Viridiplantae; Streptophyta; Magnoliopsida; Poales; Poaceae. The coding region runs from base 737 to 2257 and encodes 506 amino acids. Gene Ontology annotation, biological process: intra-Golgi vesicle-mediated transport; intracellular protein transport; endoplasmic reticulum to Golgi vesicle-mediated transport. Gene Ontology annotation, cellular component: cytoplasm; COPI vesicle coat.